This is a messenger RNA of Lathyrus sativus (Indian pea), 2868 nucleotides long. Lineage: Eukaryota; Viridiplantae; Streptophyta; Magnoliopsida; Fabales; Fabaceae. The record is from the annotation of a GenBank genome assembly.
AUGAUAGAGAACGUGAAGGAUGAUGGAAGAGAGCUUGAAUUGUUGCUCAAUGAGAUCCCUAGGGUAACAUCAUCGUCUGAUGAAGAUGAUUUUCUUAAUCCUUGCCAAAAUCUUGAUCAUGAUCUUGAUCGUAAUCAUGAUGAUUAUGAUCACGAUCUUGUAUCCUCAUUUGUAAUGAAACAGAAUCAAGGAAACUAUGGUAAUGGUAAUGGUAAUGGUGUUAGGGGUUAUGAUGAAGAGGCAUUGAAAUCACCUGUAACUGUCAGUGGUUUUUCAAUGCAAUCUGAAAACGGUUCUUCUUCUAGCUUUUUUUCUGAUUAUGGAACACCAACACCACCUUUAACGGAGGAUCCUAAAUCAACCACCACUGCAAUCGGAACCGGAGCCGGAGCUGGAACCAGAACCUUCUAUAACCCUAAGAAUCCUGAUUCCAGCCAUGGAACUGAUAGGUUUGUUGAUUUAUGUAGCAAUUUCAGUAGAAUGUACACUAGUAAUCAAAAAGAUAACCCUAGUGUAGAUUAUAAUAGUUCUAGGAAUGGUUUAUCGGAUUCUGACUCUGUUAGGUUUCAAUCCCCUCUCUUGAAUAACCCUAUCGGUCCUAGUCGAGCUCAAAUACGUUCUGCAUUUACACGAGAUUACGGAGUGGCUAAUUCAUUUGAAGUGGCUAAUUCAUUUGGAUUGUUGCCGACUUGUUCAGAGCAACGCGAGCGCGACUCUAUAUACUCUCACUUGAAUGGCUUUGGUAAUUCUGUGGAUUCUGGAUUAACACGAGAUCACGGGGUGGCUAAUUCAUUUGGAUCAUCACAGUCUUGUUUAGAGCGCGAGCGCGACACUAUGUACUCUCAGUUGAAUGGCUUUGGUAGUUCAGUGGAUUCUGAUUCUGCGAGGUUUCAGUCCCCUUUCUUGAAUAACCCUAUCAGUCAUCGUAAUUCAGCAUUUGCUCGAGAUUACGGAGUAGCUAAUUCAUUUGGAUCAUCACAGUCUUAUUCAGGGCGAGAUUAUGGAGUAGCUAAUUCAUUUAGAUCAUCACAGUCUUAUUCAGGGCAAUGCGAGCGUGGCACUUCGUACUCUCAAUUGAAUGACUUUGGUGCUUCAAGUUCAACGGGAUCCUCUUACCAAAGAAACCUGCAUUAUAGAGGAACUCUCGGACAUGAGACUGUUGAACCACACUUUAGUAGAAGAAAUUCAGCUGUUCAUGCUCCACUUCAUUCACAGAACUAUGGAAUGAAUUUCUUACAAGAACCUGGAAUGGCAAGAUUGCCUUUUCAUUCUCUUGGAACUGAUUUUAGGCCUAGUGCUAGAGUUAUGCCACCUUCAAUUGCCAGAAGAAUCCCACAAGGAAAUAUGGAUAUAGAUAGAGUUAUGCCACCUUCAAUUGCCAGAAGAAUCCCACAAGGAAAUAUGGAUAUAGAUGCUGUUAGAAGGGAGGGGAGCUUCAUCUUACAGGGUGAUGAGGGAUUAAGGUAUGUUGGUGCUGGGAGUUCGGAUCGUUGGUGUCAAAAUACUGCACGUGAAUUUGGCUUUCCUAAGCAUCUAUAUAAGUCAGAAGUAGACACUCAGCAGCCGGUUAUGGGAGCAUGUGAAACUCCUAGGAGUUCUAAGAUUGGUUCUCCAUUCACUUUGCCGCUUAAUUAUAAUUAUAAUUCCCGGUCGGAAGCUCCAUUCCCUUUGCCACCUAAUUAUAAUUCGCUGUCGGAAGCUCCAUUCGUUUUGCCACCUAAUUAUAAUUCGCUGUCGGAAGCUCCAUUCGUUUUGCCACCUAAUUAUAAUUCUCUAUCAGAAGCUCCAUUCGUUUUGCCACCUAAUUAUAAUUCUCUAUCAGAAGCUCCAUUCGCUUUGCCACCUAAUUAUAAUUCCCUGUUGGAGGCUCCAUUCGCUUUGCCACCUAAUUAUAAUUCCCUGUCGGAAGCUCGAGGGGUCAUAUAUUUAAUGACCCAGGAUCAAAAUGGCUGCAGGUACCUGCAAAGAAUGUUUGAAGAGGGGAGAAAUGAAGAUGUUCAAAUCAUAUUUGACGAGAUCAUUGAUCAUAUGGUCGAACUUAUGACGAGUCCUUUUGGAAAUUAUCUUGUACAGAAGUUGUUAGAUGUCUGUAGUGAAGAGCAAAGGAUGAAGAUCAUAAUCAUGGUGAUUCAGGAGCCGGGGCAGCUUGUGGAAAUCUCAUUAAAUGCUCACGGCACCCGUGUUGUUCAGAAACUGAUUGAGACUCUCAAAAUCGAGCAACAAACUUCAUUAGUUGUGUCGGCUCUUGAACCGGGAUCCCUGACCCUCAUAAAAGACCUUCACGGUAAUCACGUGGUUCAGCAUUGUUUGGAAUGCCUAAGCAAUGAAGAUAACAAGUUUAUCUAUGUUGCUGCUGUCAAGUAUUGCGUGGACAUUGCAACUCAUCAACAUGGAUGCUGUGUUCUACAAAAAUGCAUUCGUUAUUCAAGCGGGGAGCAUAGAGAAAUACUUGCUGCAGAAAUAUUUGCUAAUGCUCUUUUGCUAGCUCAAGAUAAAUACGGAAAUUAUGUUGUUCAAUGCACCUUGGACUUAAAAAUUCCAUCUGCUGCCACAGCUUUGACUCUGCAUUUUAAAGGUAGUUACGCACACAUGUCAAGGCAGAGGUACAGUAGUCAUGUGGUUGAAAAAUGUCUUGAACUAUUCGAUGACGAGCAUCGGGCGAAAAUCAUUCAUGAACUGCUUUCUGAUCCUCACUUUGACCAAUUGCUUCAAGAUCCACAAGCAAAUUAUGUCAUUCAGAAGGCUCUUCGAUGUUCUGAGGGCCAGGGCCAUGUGUAUAAUUCUCUGGUUGAAACAAUUGAGUCCUACAAAACAAUUUGUCGAGAUAGCCUGUAUUCCAAGAAGAUUUUCUCCCUUUUGAAGAAAUGA